GCUGUCAUAGAUGCGUUUUUUACGCCAAGCUACUCUGCUCGAUGAGGCAUGCGAAUCCGGGUGUUCUUCGUUGUCGUAUUAAGGCACAGUGGCCUCGUGUGGUCGACGACCAAACUUCUGAACAAACGGAUAAGAUAUCUUUCUGGUCCACGCUACGAGCGCUUCACGCAAUCUGCUGUGUUAUAUUUUUCGAAAGACGACAAGAGGAUAGAAGGAGGGUUUCUCGAAGAUGGAUCCAAUCGCCAACCCCGUUGUCCAGAUGCAGGACAUUCCGACUACGAGCGACGGAAGACCCUAUGCUUAUGAGGAGCCUGAUGAGAUCUGGGACGGCUUGAGGAGGACAGUAUCGAAGAUGACGGGACGAUCGAAGGCGGGGAGCGAGGCGAAGCAGUCUGUGCAUCACGAGAUGGAAGUCAGAUCGCAUGGGCGCACACGGUCGCAUCGGACGCAGCCCAUUGACGAGCUUGACGAAGAGCCUGGGAUACCCAUUGUGGACGCUGAAGACGAUUUCCCCGAGGGUGGGUUGCGCGCGUGGCUCGUUGUCGCAUCGGCCUGGUUGAUGCUGUUCCCUUCUUUCGGCUUCAUGGUGUCUAUCGGCACGCUUCAAGACUACUGGGGCCAGAAUCAGCUUUCGUAUAUGUCGGCACGUGAUAUUGGAUGGAUCCCGUCGGUUUUUGUCUACCUAUCUCUUGCGCUGGGCAUCUGGGUGGGACCGCUCUUCGACCGGUAUGGGCCGCGAUGGAUCGCUUUGACAGGGAGCGUCAUGUUUCUCCUUAUGAUCUUCCUGCUUGCUGAGUGCAACCAAUUCUGGCAGAUGAUCCUUUGCUGUGGCGUACUGGGAGGGUUUUCUGGUGCCAUGCUGACCACUACAAGCCUCGCAGUAGUUGCGCACUGGUUCAAGGAACGACGAGGUCUUACGCAAGGCAUUGCCAUGAUGGGCAGCUCUGCUGGUGGUCUGACGAUUCCGCUGGUCUUGCGGACUACUCUUCCGAAGUAUGGAUACGCGUGGUCGCUUCGGAUACUGGGUUUCGUGUUCCUCUUCUGCUUCAUCAUCGCCAAUAUUUUGAUGAAAGCUCGCAUCCCGCCGUCUGCCGCCGCAAAGAAGAAAGCCAUCAUCUCACUUUCUAUCUACGGCGAUCUGAGAUUGAGCUUGUUCACUUUGAGUGUCUUCGGUUUCGAGGUCGUUCUCUUUGGUGGGCUGGGCAUCAUGCCUACCUACGCAACGUUGAGCACGAACUUUCCGCCUGACACUGGCUUCUACCUCAUUGCUGUACUCAACGGUGUCUCCUGCCUCGGACGACUACUACCCGGGUAUGCCGCGGACAAGAUUGGUCGAUUCAACACUCUGUUCAUCAUGAUCGUCUUCACCUUACUCUGGAUGCUAGUCCUAUGGCUGCCACUCGGUACGACAUCGCUGCCAGCACUGUAUGCGUUCGCAGCGCUCUUCGGCUUCGGAACAGGGUCCUGGAUGGCGUUGACACCCGCAUGCGUGGGACAGCUUUGUAGGGCAGAAGAGUUUGGCCGGUACUACGGAAGUAUGUACUUCAUUGCCUCCCUCGCAACGCUGGUCUGCAUUCCAAUCAGUGGAGAGCUUGUUGAAACAGUCGGACCUCAACCGAUGGUAGCUUUCUUCUGCGCGAUUCUCGGUUUGAGUCUGAUCAGCUUCUUAUUCAGUCGGUGGGCAUGUUUGGGAAGGCGAUGGACGCUGAAAGUGAAAGUUUGAGCGAUUUGAUAGAUGAAUUCGUCAUGCUAGGAAACAAGCACGCUAUGAUCUUACCCACAAUUCUGUUGUUGAGCGUUUUGAACUAGCGUAAAACAGUCCUGGUAGUGCGAACAUCAAGAAAACUUCAUCGCGCUAAGAUCGGCCCCUUCCGAAAUUUCACGAUUUAGUGGAAACUAGUUCGUCUAACAAAUCACAUGGCUACACUUUACAUUUGUCAAGAAAGAUUC
Messenger RNA from Alternaria rosae, 1950 nucleotides. Its product is annotated as major facilitator superfamily domain-containing protein. The record is from RefSeq and is a predicted model, not a curated record. Gene Ontology annotation, biological process: transmembrane transport. Bases 230 to 1723 code for a protein of 497 amino acids. Gene Ontology annotation, cellular component: fungal-type vacuole membrane. Gene Ontology annotation, molecular function: transmembrane transporter activity. The transcript has a single exon. Lineage: Eukaryota; Fungi; Ascomycota; Dothideomycetes; Pleosporales; Pleosporaceae.